Penicillium diatomitis is the source of this 528-nucleotide messenger RNA. RefSeq lists its product as uncharacterized. The record is from RefSeq and is a predicted model, not a curated record. NCBI's taxonomy places the organism in Eukaryota, Fungi, Ascomycota, Eurotiomycetes, Eurotiales, Aspergillaceae. The transcript has 2 exons. Bases 1 to 528 code for a protein of 175 amino acids.
AUGAAGGCAUUGGAUGGUGAUGACGAUGAAGCGUGGGGUCCAGCGUACUCCGUUCCACCCUGGGGAGGCGGAAAAGCUCAUGGACCCGUCCCACCAGAUGAUCAGAUACGUCAAUUUGGUCUCGUCGAAGAUCAUUACAAGUAUGAUGAUGCUGAAUUGAUCUCUAUACCAUGCAAGUCUAAUUUACGCAUUUAUGUACAUUGUACAUACGACGACUGUAAAACGGUUCAGGGAGAAGAAUUCCGCAGACAGUCCACUCCUGGCCCCGAGGCGAGUCUCACUCGUACAGCAAGCUUGACCACGACGACCCCCUGCGGUGGUCACGGUCGCCAUCCUCCGAGUCAGAUGGUGGACGUGUCGACGUAUUCCCCCAAGAAUUCUCUCGCUCUCGCUGCAUCUGCCGCGGUCCGGGCGGAAAUGAGCAGCAGCAGCAACGUGGAGCGGGAAGAUCACACAAUCCACGCCAAGAAGGUCCCAGAAGGUCGUUGCGUCGGGAUGACGAAUCAGGCCACGCAGCAGCCCCACUGA